Messenger RNA from Symsagittifera roscoffensis, 6223 nucleotides. RefSeq lists its product as uncharacterized. Gene Ontology annotation, biological process: mitotic cell cycle; establishment of meiotic spindle localization; spindle organization. The transcript has 2 exons. Gene Ontology annotation, molecular function: calmodulin binding. The record is from RefSeq and is a predicted model, not a curated record. Lineage: Eukaryota; Metazoa; Xenacoelomorpha; Acoela; Convolutidae. Gene Ontology annotation, cellular component: spindle pole. The coding region runs from base 1772 to 6031 and encodes 1419 amino acids.
UUGGAUGCUUUCAGGUGUUGAUGAAUUAAUAAAAGUGCAAUGAGCUCUUGUUUUCCUCGAGUUCAUCGAGGAACUCUCAUUAAAGAUGUAUUGGACAACCGAGCUGAAAACGAAAACAUGUUUUAUUUGGAGACAGUUGACUCUUUGGACAUGGAUGUAUUCAAUCGAAUGGUGUGUGCUUUCAUGAAUUCGCAAUCCGGGGGAAGUAUCUGGCUAGGUCUGGACGAAAGGGGAAGAUGCCAGGGAAUAGGAAUGGACAGACCCUUUAGAGACAAAAUAAGAAGAGAAUUUGCUCAAGUAACGUUUGAUUGCGGCUAUUACGUACCUUACGGAGACAUAAUUUUUUCCCGAGUCCUGGACGAAAGCGGAGAGCCGAUAGACGAACUGUUUGUGCUGCAAGUGAAGCUGCCGAAGAUUCUUCUCAGAAUCAACAAUGAGACGCCUCAAUUUUUCUUAAAUGGAAACUUCUGGAAACGAAAUCCAGUCGGGGAAGUUUACAGAGUCCACAGAACGAAAAGUAAUAUCCAGCUCAUGUAGAUUUUAUAGAUACUUUAAUUCUAUGGAUUUUAUUUAGCCAGAUUAUGCCGUUUUGAGUUUUCAGAUUACAUUCAAAGUGAAUUGAUGGCCAAGUUCAAUUUGAGCGCUUUGCUUUGACCCUGAAAUUACAUUCAGGCGUUGCUCUAAUGCGUCGAGAUAAAACCAUUGCUAAAAUUAUUUUGAUCGUAGAUUUGAGGGACGUUCAUUUGUAAUAGCAAGUGUCGAGGAAUAUGCCGAAGAUUUUAAUUUUUUUUUUCAGUAUAAAGUAUUGAUUUUUUUCAGGAUGAAGUUCUGAAAGUUUUUCACGUUCAAAUUUGUAUUUUCACGGAUUGACUUUUGAAGCUCUUUUUGAAUUCAAAUUCUUUUGCUGCAAGAAAAGGAAAUUACUGUCUCCGAUAACGAAGUUCAAAUGGCGCGAAAACACGGGAAUGAGUUUAAAAAAUGAAUUCCAUAUUUCAGAAUUUCGAGAGCGAAAAAUAUCUAUUGAGCUAGUUUUCUCAAUUUAGGUUAUUUUAAUUUAAAAAAGUGUCGACCAUAAAAUAUUCAUGAAAAUCAAAGAUCUCUAAGGUGAUAUAUUUUGAUGCUAGACCAGUAAAUCGAUGUAUCAGUAAACCGAAAACCAAUUGAUGUAAUUAUUACGUAAAUCGGUUUACUGAUCUGGUAAUUUACUGACACAUCGGUUUACUGUAUGCACCCCGUUUUUUUGUCUUUGAGAUGUUUGAAAAAAUUAAAGUUCUUCAAAAAAAACUAUCCUUUUGUUGGGUCUCGUUAAGAUCAUUCACACUUUUCCAACUGUAUUUAGACUAAUUUUAAUGUUUUUCCCUCAGGGCUGCGAACGAUUAGAAAAUGGGCCUUGUUUUGUUUUUUUGAAGUGCUAUUUAUUGUUUUAAUGAAAUUUGGUGAGAACGGUUUGAAGCAAGCUCAUAUCAGUUCAUUUAUUACAUUCAUAAUAGAAGUGUAAGUGUUCUCAGCGACCGAGCUUGAUUUUCAAUUGUUAAUCACUGUCGGCUUUGUGUUUGUUACACCAUCGUUUUAUUUAUUUUCUGUUGUAGCUUUCGAAUUUAUUACGAUAUUUUUCAAAGUGAUUCUAUUUUGUUUUAAACUUUUUGCAACUGAAGAAUACGUAGCAUUUGCGCAGACCGUGAGAAUUAUGAGAUAAUUUGAUUCAAAUGAUUUGCAGGUUGAUAAAUGAAAACCAAUCUAAUUUCAGUUUUACUUUGAAUGUUCUCUUCAAAUGACCGACGACAAUAUUUUAUACGACAGUAUCGAAGCGUCAUUUGACCCAAAUAUUCAGCAGAUACAGAACCCGUACCCUCCGACUCACAACCCGAAGUUCAGAUCCCGCCUAGCGAAUCACGGACCGCCAGGUGUUUCCGAUUCAUUUGAUUACCAAUAUGUAGACGUUAAUGGGGACUACUCGAUUCUAGAUCCAAAUCCGACCACUGAAAGGUAUCCAUUACAGUCUAACCAGGAGUAUCAAAAUGAUGAUGCUUAUGGAAACGGAUACCCGACGAGUGGCCAGGAGUAUUUAGCCGAUGACGACACAUUGCCGACGGAAGAUCCCUCGUUUUAUUACGACUCGGUUGACGCUACGGCUAUGGGAUACGGUGGCUAUAACCCCGCGGGCAAUAGAUACGUAAACGAAACCCAUCCUUGCGGACAACAAAACGGACCUCAAAAUUAUCAACGCGAAGUCGAUGACCAUUUCUAUCCUCACAGCCAGUUUAGCACUAAUAAUGUACAUAGUUCAGUUAUGCAAGAUAGCUUAGAAGUUACAAACAAUGAUUUCAGUCGCUACGAAGACGUGAACGCAGCCAUAAUGACUCCUUCUAACAUCAAUUCUAACAGAAGAAGCCAACAGCGCGAUAGGUCACUGACGAUAAACGAACCGACAAUGUCAUUUGGCAGCACUGAUGCUGGGCAGCCAGUUUACACUGGUCAACCGUAUUACAAUCCGGAUGCCGACGCGCACCAACAUGCGAUGAACAUCCAGUCAAGUUGGAGAGGUUAUCACACCAGAAAAACUCACGAAGAUCAACACCCGGUGGCUGGUAGUUAUCUCCCGCAAGAUGAAUCGAGUUACGAAGAUUAUAACACCCGGCUGCCCGAAGGCUUCGAACCCUCGCAAGUACCAGAAAGUUACGAUCAUGACAAACAUGCGACAGUGAUUCAGAAAAAUUACAAGGGAUACAGGGCCCGCAAAGAUUACAAAGCGAAAAGAGAGCGAGCUAAGCAAGCUAAAGUUAUUCAGUCGAGUUAUCGUGGUUACAAAGCAAGGAAAAAGUUUGUAAGUGAGCAUCAUAUUAGAGCAGAUUCUGUGAAGACUCAUUUCGAAAAUGAAGACGAUUUUCUGGAACGCGACAGGGCAGCUGUGAAAAUUCAGUCGAACUAUAGAGGUCACAAGACUCGGAAGGAAAUUUCGAAACGUAAAGGUAGUUCGAAGGCAGAAAAUGAAGAUGCGGAGAUUAUUCAAGCCGCCGCUAGAGGUCGAAAGAACCGAAAAGAAGCGAACGACGAUCAAUAUCGUCACGAAAAAGCAACUGUGAUUCAAGCGAACUACCGAGGCUACAAAACUAGAAAGGAUUUGGACAAAAAUAAUAAUGAAGAAGAUGAUGUUCAAGUGGUUCAAGCUGCGGCUAAGGGCUACAAGUCUCGCAAGAAGUUCGCAGAAGAGAAAGAACAGAACCAAAAAGCGAUCGUGAUUCAGGCAAAUUACAGAGGCUAUAGAGCCAGAAAAGAUUUGAAAGGAUCCGAUGGUUCUGACGACGGAAACGAAAGCGACGACGCUAGAGUUAUUCAAGCAGCAGCGAGGGGCUACAAAUCACGAACCGACAUAAAAGGGGGAAAAGAAAGUGACGACGAAGAACACGCUGACAUAAUUCAAGCACGAGUGAGAGGAUACCAAGAUCGCAAGGAGCUUGAAAAACAGCGACACAUGAAUAAAAAGGCGACUGUUAUUCAAUCUCAUUACAGAGGAUACAGAGCUAGGAAAGGAUUAGAAGAGGAUGACAAUGGCGAUGAUGUAAAUAGUGAUGAUGUUGGAGCUAUUCAAGCCGGUGCCAAGGGAUACCAAACUAGACAGAAUUAUAGCCAGGAUUCAAAAGAAGCAGAUGUGAUCCAGGCACAUGUGAAAGGAUACCAGACUCGAAAAGAGAGAGUUAAGGAUGUGAAAAGAUAUGAUUCGAGAGAUCGAACUGACUUGGGAAGUACCGACGAUGACCGAAAAGACAGGAAAAAAACCAAUGACGAGAAAGAUAAUGCUGAACAAAUCCAAGCGAGUGUGAAAGGGUAUCAAGUCAGAAAGAAAUACAACGAGGAUAAAAACAUGGAAGCGGCCUGGGAUCGAAACCGAAGACUGCAGCAGCAGCAAAAACGUGAACAAAUGAAGCCAAACAAAGGUCAAAUUCAAGUUGGACCAAGAAAGUAUACCGAGUAUUUGGACCACAAUCAAUGGGCAAAGCGACAAGAGAAGAAGAAAUCCGGAGAACCUGUAUCGAGACUACCAACAGUGUUGAAUUCAGCAGAAGGAAGUGAAAAGAGGUCCAAAAUGCAAAACCAAACGCCAAGUAAAAACUCGAAUGUAUCGUUUUCGGAACCAUAUCACGAACAGAACGACGUCAGGAGUUACCCUAAAAGUCCAAUUCCGCCAAAUACACGAGAGUUUUCAGAUAUUACCUCAGUUUAUUCUGAAGACGAAAGUGUUGUACAGAAACGAGAGCGAGAAAGAUUGAAGAAUAAAUUACUGAAGAAAGAGAAAAGUCCGAGACGAGUGGAGGGAACAAUCCCGAACAAAGACGAACUCCGCUCGGAAAUUCUGGCCGGCGAUAGUUACCGUGAACAAAAUGGCCACGAUCGUCAGCAGCGGAACCACCAUAAGAAAGAAAAGGUACGGGAAAAGCACGCUCGGAAGCCGAUGGUGCGUGAUUUUUCAGCGGAGACUCUUGACAGUAAUCUAGAAGACGACGAAAGUCUGUAUGAAUUCGACCCUCAAAUCAAAAAAGUUCAAGAGCAUCAAUUGCGAGGAUAUCACAAGAAGCCUAGAUGGAUCAAACAGCCUAAGGAUUCCGAGGAGGAAACGUAUGAAGACGAGGAAGAUGAAAGUGACGAUGGUUUGACUUCGGAUGACCAGUACGGAUACUAUGGCAACGGAGCUCCUAUGUACCCCCAAUACCCGGGUAUGAAUGGGAUGCCUCAAAUGGGACCCCCAGGUGGACAUCCUCAUGUGGCAUUUGUUCCGGUACCCUGGGGUAACAUGCACCCCCUUGAACAGACACUGUACGCGUCGCAGAUGGGACCCGGUGGUAUGCCAAUGUUCUCGGGACAGUACCCGCAACAUAUGCUACCUCAACAGCAGCAGCAGCAGGACGCACAUGGUGAUAGGAAUCAGCAUCAAACGAAAAUCGCUACAGCUAAAAAGGUCCCGGCUCCUCCACCGGGAAAGGAUUUCGUAGAAAAAAAUAAAAGUAAAGCCGUUCAAAGAGAGCAAGAAAAAGGAAGCUACAAGCACAUCGCUUUGAAGACUAAGAAAGUCAAAAGUGAACCAGAAGUUUCUCAGACUAAUAAGGUUGAAAAGGCAAAAGAAACGCGGAAAUCUAAAGAAACUGGUCUGAUCGAGGCUCGAACCACCGCCAGUGACAACCAUCACGUGAAAGUUGACAUAAACUUAAACAUUCCUCCUGAACAAUUGGCUGCCAUGCUGGGAAUCGAUCCUAGUACACUUUCACCUCGUCAACAUUUUACUAUCAAUACAACAACUGAUAAGUCACCAGAUAGACGAAGGAAUGCACAGCAAAAAGCGAUCAGAGAGUCAAACGAAGCUCCGUUUUCGAACAGAAAUCAGCACGAACAGGAAAGACAAACGCACAGACGAAAUGUCGCUAUGCAAGAACCGAUGAUAAAUAACUACACUGACGAGCGAAGAGGCCAAGCGAAACCAAAGGAACCUAACCCUUACUCCAAGAUCCCGCCGAUUCCCCAGAACGCCAAAAAUCAGAGGCAAAAUAAUCAGGACACGCACCCGAAAACCGAUGUAUCGCCUCAACGAAAACAGCAACAAAUGCAAAAUAAAACACCAAGUCAACAGCCGCCGAAACCGGUGUUUUAUAAACCGUAUACGCUGGAAGAUUACAAGAACCUGAAUCUGGAUGUUAAACUUCCCGUCCAUUUGGGACCCGAGUUUGAUAAAAUAGAGGAGCGAAGAAAAGUCAGGGAUAAACAAUCUUCAUAUGCGAAAGUGGUGCAUGAACAAAAUAUGCACCAUAUCAAGACGAUGAACAAGUUUGAAAAGCCGAGUGAUAUUAAGCAGAAUAGGUUGUCGAGAAGGAAAGUCGGGCUGGAGUAUUCGAAAAGUGUACCGAAACCGAAACAGCCGGAGUACAAAAACGAACAUGACGAUGACGAGGAGUCGCCGCCUAUGACUCAAGAUAUGCAGAGGCUGGAAGAACUGAAAAGGCGUCACGAAAUGGACAAGUCAGCGGUAGCUAGCACCACUUGAAGUUAAGAAAAAAAGAAUCAUAACUGAUCUCUAACCCUCAAAUAAAGGACUGUUGAUUUUAUUUUUGUUUCAUUUUUUGAAAUAUAUAUAAUUCGUAUUAUCGCCUUAUGUAUAUAGUGUUGAUAUUGUAAAUAAAAUUCUGAAAAUUUUUCAAAUUAGGGUGAAUUAUAGAAAUAUAAAAUAAUAUUUUAG